CUGCCGCCGCCGAAAGGGGCCGCGGGGCUCAGAGCCCGGGCCCUGGGCCGCUCUGGAAAGCGGGCGCAUCAACCCCGAGCGCUGCCCAGAGGCAGAUCUCCGCGGUGCCGGAGCGCCGGCAGCGCCGGCCCUGUUGCCGCUCCCGAACCCGCCUUCGGGGCUGACUCGGGGAGCUCUUACAUUCACUUUUUUUUUUUUUUUUUUUCCCCGCGGCCCGGAACCUUCCUCCCGCGGCAGCACGGGAGGCGUUCGGCGCGGAGCAGGCAGGAAGGAAGGCAGGAAGGCAGGCAGGCGGCAUGGCGGGCUGCGGGCUGCUGGCCCGGCUGGGGGCCCGGCUGCGGGCGGCGGCGCCGGGGAGGCGGCUCUGGGCGGCGGCGGGGGGCUCCGGGCACAGGGAUCAGCUGUGCUUUGUAGCCAGGCAUGUUAACAGCUCAACGUGGUGGCAUGAGCAUCUCUCUGAAGAGAAUGUCCAGUUCCUCAAGAAGGCAACUGCGGAGGAAUACAAAGCUCAGACAGCCAGCAAGCUGUGCCCUCUGAAAGAUGAGCCGUGGCCACUGAAUGAGUGGAAACCAGAUUCCAUCAGAGUUGGUGUUGUUGCAGUAAAACUGGGAAUGAUGCCAAUAUGGACCAAGUCAGGAAAAAAACAUGCUGUCACACUGCUUAAGGUGCAAGAUUGCCAUGUUUUAAAAUAUAUUUCAAAGGAAGAGUCAGGUGGAAAAACAUCUAAACUACUUGUUGGAGGCAAAAAUGGAUCUCCUUUUUAUAAAUCAGAGUCUGCAAUGGAAAUUUUUAAAGAAGCUGGAGUACCACGGAAGCAGAAAGUUACAACGUUUAAUGUAACAGAUGAUGCCAUAAUUAAACCAGGUACUCCUUUGUAUGCUGCUCACUUUCGCCCAGGGCAGUUCGUGGAUGUGACAGCAAAAACAAUUGGUAAAGGAUUUCAAGGUGUCAUGAAAAGGUGGGGAUUUAAAGGUCAGCCUGCAAGCCAUGGCCAGACGAAAACUCACAGACGUCCUGGAGCAAUAUCUACCAAUAAAGCUGCCAAAGUUUAUCGUGGAAAGAAAAUGCCUGGUAAAAUGGGUAACAUCUAUAGGACAUCUUAUGGUUUAAAGGUGUGGAGGAUCAACACAAAACAUGACAUUAUUUAUGUAAAUGGAUCUGUUCCAGGUCACACAAAUUGUCUGGUGAAGGUCAAAGAUAGCAAAUUGCCUACUUACAAGGACUGCAAUAAAAAUCCUCCGUUUCCUACAUUUUUUGCGGAUGGAGAUGAAAAACUACCAGAAGACCUGUAUGAUGAGGAGGUUUUCCAGUUCACAGAUCCAUCUGUCACAUAUGCAUAAGGCUCUUCACAUCUUUGAGAACACACUUGGUUAUUUUCACAGACUUUGCAAUGCUGUAUAAGAAUAAGCCUAUGAAUUGCAGUCUGGCCAGCUGACUUGAACACUUCAGAUAUUGCCAUUUUGGUCAGGCAAUAAGAUUUACCACUGUCCAUUUCAAACCUGUAUUUAAAGCAGCAGGUGAGUCUGAGGGGCAGGUUGUAAAGCAUACCAAACCAUUUGUUGUCAGUAAUCUCUUGUCCUCUGUCUCAGGCUGUGAAAACGUACAUGUUGUGGAAAACCUGUUGUUUAGAAGAUGGUUCUAUUCAGUUUUUUUAAUGGUACCAAACUCUUUUUUUAUGGAAAGUAUUCUGUCCAGCUCUGAUCAAUAAAAAAAAAUACUUCCAAA
This is a messenger RNA of Apus apus (common swift), 1725 nucleotides long. It is a transcript of the gene MRPL3, whose product is annotated as mitochondrial ribosomal protein L3. Gene Ontology annotation, molecular function: structural constituent of ribosome. The coding region runs from base 297 to 1340 and encodes 347 amino acids. Gene Ontology annotation, cellular component: ribosome; mitochondrial large ribosomal subunit. Gene Ontology annotation, biological process: translation. The transcript has 10 exons. The record is from RefSeq and is a predicted model, not a curated record. Lineage: Eukaryota; Metazoa; Chordata; Aves; Apodiformes; Apodidae.